Wyeomyia smithii (pitcher-plant mosquito) is the source of this 1806-nucleotide messenger RNA. Its product is annotated as arrestin domain-containing protein 17-like. The record is from RefSeq and is a predicted model, not a curated record. Bases 315 to 1514 code for a protein of 399 amino acids. NCBI's taxonomy places the organism in Eukaryota, Metazoa, Arthropoda, Insecta, Diptera, Culicidae. Gene Ontology annotation, biological process: protein transport. Gene Ontology annotation, cellular component: cytoplasm. The transcript is spliced from 3 exons.
GCUUGGUAAGUUCUAGCGUGUUUACUCGUGCCAUUCGGGUUAUUCGCGUUGAAAGAGAUUUCGAAGGCUGUUCGCACCUACGUGAACUCUCAUAUGCAAUUCUCAAAAUGUGCGUGAUGACAAAAGCAAAAAUAUUUCCUUCCUUCUUUUUCGCAUGCAAAAACCAAACAAAUAUCAGCAACACCGUCAACGCGAAUGAAGCGAAUGAAGCGCUUAGAUAUGAAUCAAGUGGGAAGCGAUCAGAUCACAAAUCUAAAACAACGUAGGUACUUAAUCAUUCUACGGCUCCCUCUUGGUUGGAUCAUUUUACCAAGAUGGGAAUAAAACAGUUUCAAGUCGAGCUGGAUAAUCCUUCGCAUACAUAUUAUGCUGGCCAAACCAUGAAUGGAGUGGUGACACUAGUCUUGGAUACGCCAAAAAAGCUUAGAGGUGUAUCCCUUCAAUUCAAAGGCGCUGCGGAGGUCAACUGGAAUGAGCGCCGCGGUAUUAAAAAAGAUCACCAUAAGACCCACUUUCGGGGUCGGCAAAACUAUAUGAACUAUACAACAUAUAUUGUCGGUUCUAGCGACGGAGAAAAUUUUGCUCUACCAGCAGGAACGCACCUCUAUAACUUUUCCUGUAUUCUUCCAUCCAACCUGGCUACAUCAAUGGAAGCCAAGCGGGGUCACAUUCGUUACACUCUAAAGGUAAUAGUGGACAGGGCCUGGAUGCUGAAUAAAUCCUACAAAAUGGGGUUCACAGUGCUGCAGCCGUUAAAUUUGAACUUUCUUAGCAACGUACGAUUCCCUAUCGAAAUGCAUAUAACAAAAGCAUUUUGUUGUUGGCCUUGUACAACAGGUCCGCUACAUAUUUCCGCGCAGUUACCGAUAUCUGGAUAUGUACCAGGGCAAACAAUCGCUGUAACAAUCGUCGUUGACAAUCAAAGCCGACGGAAACUUAUUAAAAUUAUAUCAAGAUUUGUGCAACAUAUAGCAUACAUUAGCUGUUCACCACAUCGCAAAAUUAAAGAAGAAUCUUUGGAAAUGGCACAGGCUGAUAGUGCAGCAAAUAACAAACCCGGAGAGUCACGUUAUGAGCAUCACUUAUUCAUACCACCUUUACCACCGACUAAUUCAACAUGUGAAGUAUUGCAAGUAACCUACACAGUUGAAGUGAAGGCCACUACCAAUUGCGGAAAGAAUCCCGUUGUUAAGCUCCCAAUUAUUUUGGGUACGAUUCCUCUGUCAAGUUGUGCGGUCCCCAGGCUUAAUGAAACUACGCCACCAGUUGGGCAGCAACCGAAGGCUACCACUUCAAGUGAACUUUCUGAAUUCACUACAAAUCACUCGGAAGAACUGCCUCCUCCCACAUACGAAGAGGCCAUGAACGCCACCCACAUCAACAUUCAGGACGACGGUGAAUCGAAUGAAAUGGGCUGUAAAGAUUUUUCUCCUCGAUACCUGAUUUAUCGGUUUCCUCAAGGUGCCAGUGUACCACCAGUGGAUGACAUGACCAGACAGUGGAAGUCGGCAUAGGGAAAUUUUACUCCACUACAACACCCAGCCCAAGGAUUGGUGACAUCGGUACUUUAAGUAACUUUAUAUACAUGACAUCUCAAAAACACCGGGCGUCUAAUAAAAGAGGUCCAAUAAAAUUUUCUAUCACUGCUAUAGUUUUUUCAAAAUUAAGGGUUCUUCUGGAUUAACAUCCUAAUCCAAGAAAUAUUGGUAUUUGUUUUGUUUUUUUUUCGGAAUAUUUGCUGCUCAAAAACUGUAAAACAAAAAUGAACUGGAAAAAAACCUGUGUUUAAAAAUAAAAAACGCAUUC